Messenger RNA from Truncatella angustata, 1016 nucleotides. Its product is annotated as P-loop containing nucleoside triphosphate hydrolase protein. NCBI's taxonomy places the organism in Eukaryota, Fungi, Ascomycota, Sordariomycetes, Amphisphaeriales, Sporocadaceae. Gene Ontology annotation, cellular component: cytoplasm. The transcript is spliced from 3 exons. Bases 205 to 978 code for a protein of 257 amino acids. The record is from RefSeq and is a predicted model, not a curated record.
AUCAGUCCGGAAUUUGUGGGUCAAAUCCUCCAGCAGCGUCCGGCUCCGCCAGACGGGCGCCAACGUCAGCCCCCGUUUUAGAUCCCUUUCGACUCUCUGACUCAGCGGCGCGUCAGUUGGUAGUAACCCGAAAUCACAACGGCCUUGCGUACAUCUCAUUGCUAAGAAAUUCAAACGAAAUCGCGAAAGUUUGCGUUCGUCACGAUGAGCGACCGCAAGGCAGUCGUCGUGGGGAUCAGCGGGGCAUCGUCGAGCGGCAAAACCACACUUGCCCGUUUACUCCGCGACAUCUUUCCCAACACUUUCAUCCUGCACGAAGAUGACUUCUACAAGCCCGAAAAUGAGCUGCCCACGAGGGAUGGACUGGUGGACUGGGAUUGUGCCGAGUCCAUUUCCGUCCCGGACAUGACGAGAGCCCUGAAGCACAUCCGCGCCGAGGGAACCUUCCCGCCUUUUGUGGACUCUAAGGAGGACCAGAACUCGGUGGGCAAAUGUCCGGUAUCAGACUCCAAGAUCGCGGAGAUGAAGAGAAAGGUGGACGCCUGGACGCAGCCAGGUCAGCCGGGCCACCAAAUCCUAACGCAAAGAGGCUUGAAGAUCUGCCUGCUGGAUGGCUUCCUGCUCUACUCGGAGGAAAUGGAGGGUGUCAUGGAUCUGCUCGAUGUGAAGCUGUUCCUCCUCGUUAGCAAGGCUAAGGCUACUCAGCGCCGGGAGGCGAGAGACGGGUACGUGACGCUCGAGGGCUUCUGGGCCGAUCCGCCUGGGUACGUGGAUAAGAUUGUGUGGCCAAACUAUGCCGAGGCACACGCCUGGCUGUUCGAAGACGGGAAUGUGGAAGGCAAAUUGAAGGAAAGCAGCUUGGAUGAGAAACACAUAUUGGCUCAAAAAGGUCAGGGGCUGGACAUCGACAUGGAGACCUCGUUCGAAUGGAUAGUUGAUACGUUGAUAAAGCAGCUUGAGGCACUUGCUAAGAAUUGAUAGGUGCUAUCUGAUCCAAUCGAGAACUUUUGCUUGAA